Molecule: messenger RNA, 507 nt
Organism: Venturia canescens
Lineage: Eukaryota; Metazoa; Arthropoda; Insecta; Hymenoptera; Ichneumonidae
Product: coiled-coil domain-containing protein 142
Exons: 4
Coding region: 1-507 (168 amino acids)
Source: RefSeq, a predicted model, not a curated record
AUGGUUGUUCAAGGCUUACCAAGCAAAUGCAUUAAAACUUUGGCGAAAAUUUGUCGACUCAUCAGUUUGGCGAAUUUGCAUAUGUGCUUUCCACCGUCAAGCUAUUGGAGUAAAAACAUUUCGACAUUUCCUCUGGCACCAAGUUCAUACGUUGGAGUAUAUUUUGAAAAAAUAUUACUCCCUGUCUUGCAAGUGGUAGAAGAUAGCACUAUCUCAAACAUGAUCAUAAAAAUAAUGUGCGAAGCGUGGCUUGACUAUAUUUAUUCACAUCGAAUCAAAUUUAGUGAACGUGGUGCCUUCCAGCUGCUAGCAGAUUUUUCGUUUGUUGAUACAUGGAUCAUGGCGUGCCCUAUUUUAUCUCCAAAUGUCGGAAAUCACUUGUUAAAAAAUGAGGUCUUACGACGUUGUGAAGGAGUUGGGAGACUGCUUCUUCGCAAUCCUGGUGAAGCCAUCAAUAUGAACAAACAUUCGCGUAAGUACGAUAAUAAUAUUAGUGACCGCAAAUAA